This is a messenger RNA of Astrephomene gubernaculifera, 2566 nucleotides long. NCBI's taxonomy places the organism in Eukaryota, Viridiplantae, Chlorophyta, Chlorophyceae, Chlamydomonadales, Astrephomenaceae. The record is from the annotation of a GenBank genome assembly.
CCUUGCAAAGUGGUGCGUAAACAAAUCCAAUUACUGUUUUCGAGCAGGCUUUGCCUUCUGCUUCCGCCGCCAAAAGACCAAUAUACUUACAGCCAGUACGCUAGAACUGCAAAAUGCUUGCUAGAAAUCAAUUGCGUAGUGCAAGAACAGCGGGUGCUGCCAGCCACGCCCGGCGCACGCGGACGUCGGUUGUAGUCAUGGCCUCCAGCAAGCCGAAGCUGCAGCUAAUGGUCAACAGCUGCACCGGCAAGAUGGGCCAGGCGGUGGCGGAGGCGGCCCUGCGUGCCAACAUCGAGCUGGUGCCGUACACCCUGUGCGGGCCCAAUGACGUGGCGGACAAGUCCCACGUCAGCGUGCAGGGUGUCCAGUUGGAGCUGGUCCCGCCCGCCACCCGCGACGAGGUUGUACGGCAGCUGCAGUCCCGCUACCCGGGGCUGGUGAUGGUGGACUACACGCUGCCGGACGCCAUCCACUCCAUGGUGGACUUCUACUGCACCCACAACACGCCCUUCGUGAUGGGGACCACGGGGGGGGACAGGCAGCGCAUUGCGGAGCAGGUCCAAGCCGCCCGCACCUACGCCGUCAUCGCACCCAAUAUGGGCAAGCAGAUCGUGGCCUUCCAAGCCAUGAUGGACAUGAUGGCCAAGUCCUUCCCGGGAGCCUUCUCCGGAUACCGCCUGCGUGUCGUGGAAUCGCACCAGUCCACCAAGAAGGAUACCUCGGGCACCGCCAAGGCUGUCGUACAAUCCUUUGUCGAGAUGGGCGUGCCGUUUGACGUCUCGCAGAUUGAGCUGGUGCGUGAACCCAAGGAGCAGGUGGAGCGGAUGAAGGUGCCGGAGGGUGCGCUGAAUGGCCAUGCGUACCAUACGUAUCAGCUGGUGUCGGGGGAUGGGUCGGUGAUGUUCGAGUUCCAGCACAAUGUGGUGGGCCGUACGACGUACGCGGAGGGGACGGUGGACGCGGCGCUGUUCCUGGCGCAGCGGAGAGCGGAGGGCAGCGAGCAGACGCUGUACAACAUGAUUGAUGUGCUGCGGGCGGGAGCCAUGCGGUGAUGGGGAGGAGGGGCGGCAUGAGGGGGGUUGGUGUUGGGCGGUUGGGGGUUGUGCGGUAUGGUGUACGACAUGGUGUCGUAUGGCUGGUUGGGUGGCUGUUGGAGAAAAAGGGUUAGCAGGAGGGAAGGGACGUGUGCAUGGGAGGUGGUUCGAGAGAGCGGACGGGAAAGAAGGCAGUUUGCGCGGCGGGUGAGUGAGUGAAUAAGAGCUGUGAUACAUGGGCCUGCCGGUAGGCGCCCGAUUGCUUUAGUUUUGCAGUACGGAUACGCGCUUUGCAAUUUCCCAACGCAAUUCCAGACACUCACGUUGGCUGCUUUGUAACAACUCGGUGAAGUGAUAUCGUCGUUCUCUUUGCUGUUCCGCGAUCAUGGCUGACACGGACGAUGUCAUGGAGGGAGUUGCAUCAGACGAGGAAGACCAGUUCGCGGCAGCGGCCAGCUUUCUUGCUGCAGCAGUAUCUGCAAAAGACGGUCGUUUCGAUGAUAAACUUAAAUUGCAGUUUUACGGCCUGUAUAAGCAAGCGACCGUCGGUAAAUGCUCGGGCGGGCGACCAGGCUUUUGGGACAUGGCUGGGCGCGCGAAAUGGGAUGCCUGGGCGCAAGUUGGCGAUGUCUCCAAAGAGGACGCCAUGCGGCGCUAUGUCGACUUGCUGCGCCAAGUUGCGCCGGAAUGGGGACCAGGGGAAUCACAGCAUAAAAGUAAAGGUGGAAUGGGUACCGUCUUUAGCUGCUUAGCUGCCGGCGAUGAAGCGGGCAACACCUGCGAAGAGGAGGGGCCCAGGACGCUGCACGAGGUCGCGGGGGAGGGCGAUGUCGAAGCGGUAAUGCAGAUGUUGGAGUCUGGGACGCCCGUAGACGCGUGUGAUGACAUGGGGUGCACAGCACUUCACUUCGCCGCGGAUCGGGGAUGCUUGGCGGUAGCCCAGGCGCUGAUCUCAGCAGGGGCGGACAUCAACGCACAGGACUCUGACGGGCAAACCCCGCUGCACUAUGCCGCAAUUACAGAACACAAAGAGUUGUACGACAUGUUGGUCGCAGCGGGUGCUGACGUCAGCGUGCGGGAUAACCAGGGCGCCACGUCAGCAGAGGGCGCCCCUGCUGCAUGGGGCCUUACCUAGCUCCGCUCCUUGGGGCCUGGACCCUGGAGGCAGCGGCGAGUGCCGUACACCCGUACUGCAUAGGGUGCAUACAUGCACUACGCCAGAAUGAGUGAAAGACUCCGGCCCGUUCGUCUGGGGCCUUGUGCUGGUGUGGCGCGAUGUCUCUAAAGCGGAAUCCAAAUUUAACACUUGUGACGGCCAUCGGAGGGCUGGGUUGUUAUCUUGCGGCGGCCGUCCUGCGUAAGGUGCUUGCUGCAAUCGCACACACCUGCAGCACACAGGUUGUGCAGGUUACUCUUGUAGGUUGCAUCCGUCUUCAUGGACUGCACUGUGCCUGCUGCUACUUCUACGGCAGUACACACGGGUAGAGCGGUAGCCUGACUGGUAGCUAUAAUAGACCUUGUACUCGGACUGG